Solanum stenotomum is the source of this 525-nucleotide messenger RNA. RefSeq lists its product as uncharacterized. The record is from RefSeq and is a predicted model, not a curated record. The transcript has 2 exons. Bases 1 to 525 code for a protein of 174 amino acids. NCBI's taxonomy places the organism in Eukaryota, Viridiplantae, Streptophyta, Magnoliopsida, Solanales, Solanaceae.
AUGGAGAUAUCUCAAUCUUGUGAAGGAAUUUUCUUGUCCCAAAAGAGGUAUGCCUUCAAUCUGUUAAAAAGGUUCAAGCUUGACAAGUGCAAAGUUGUUGCAACUCCACUUGUUGUGAAUGAAAAAUUAAUGAAGGAUGAUGGCGAAGAGAGGGCAGAUCCAAAAGUUUAUAGAAGUCUUAUUGGAAAUCUAUUGUAUCUAACAGCUUCUAGGCCAGAAAUAAUGCUCACUGUCAGUUUGUUAUCUCGAUAUAUGCAAAGCAUUUUUUCUUGGAGCACAAAGAAGCAAGAUAUUGUAGCACAAUCUUCAGCAGAAGGCGAGUAUGUGGCUGUUGCAUCUGCUACAAAUCAAGCAAUUUGGUUAAGAAAGAUCUUGUUGGAAUUGAAUUUGUUGCCAAAAGAACCAACAGUGAUUUGUGUGGACAAUAAAUCAGCCAUUGCGAUGGCUGAAAAUCUGGGGCAGCAUGGAAGAACAAAGCAUAUCAACAUAUGGUUUCAUACUUUAAGAGAUGCUGAGAAGAUUUAA